GUUGUCUGAGAGAUUUUCUCUGAUGUACACCGUUAGUAAUCUGAAUUACAACUGCUCUGGAAAUCCAUGCAGAAGCAGCUCAUGUCUCACUGAGCCAAAGCAUUAUGAACUAAUGGAUAUGAAAACUGUCAAUUUAUACCUUUAGAUCUACAUAUAUAUACUUGCAUCUGUACCCUCUUGCAGAACAUUGUAGUAAAUACAAAGAAGAUUUACAAAGACAUUUAAGUUAGAAACAAACCCGCAGCAACCAAACAACACCCAUAACAAAACCAAUCUAUUUGUCAGCUUUCAGAAGCUUUAAGUGGGAGUCGUUGUAUUUCCAUCGCAGAUUCCUUAAUUGCUCUUUUUUUUUUUUUUAGUUAAUUAAUUUUCUGCUGAUGUCGUGGUUCGUUUCGAUCUAAUUCUUCUUCUUUUGCCAGUCUCUUCCAUCUCUGCUCUGCAUUUUGUUUUGUUCCUUGAUUUUUACGUCAUUGCUCCAAUGUCUGUUGACAGUGAGCUCCAAGAAAUGGAAGGAAAACUCUUACAGCUCUUAGAAUCGGGUUCUGAUGAUGAACAGAUUUUGAAUGUGCUCGAACAAUUCAAUACUCAAAAUGCCAUGACAGUGAACUUUCCUUCUACAAAAGAUUCUCAGACCCAGGAAAUUAUUGCAGCUCUUUGUCAAAAACUUGGAGAAAAACGAUCGGCUCGCUGCAACUCUGAGUGUCUAAAAACCAUUCGCAUCUUUAGCCGUGAUACGGUCUUGGCAGAUGUUUUGGCUCUUGACUCUACAUUGACUCUGUUGAUGACUCAUGCCUGGUUUCACCAAACCGCUGAGGAGAGUGACAAAAUAACCACUUUGAAGGAUGAGGACACGGAAGUUAUAAUUGAAGCCCAGAAGUGUCUUUGUAACAUCAUAUAUAACAGUAAAAAAGCUCAACAUAUUUGUAGCGUGAAUGGUUGCAUUGAAGGAGUGAUACAGCGAAUGAAAACUUACAAAGAUGCCAAUUUGAAGCAUGACAUUAAAUAUUUCGAUAUGAGGCUGCUGUUCUUGUUGAGCGCAUUAGUCCCCGAGACCAGACAGAGAAUCCACUUUGAACUUCAUGGUUUUAGUUACCUGAUGGAAAUCAUUGACCUUCUGCUUCACGAUGCUGAGGAACGCAAGACUGGUCUCACAGACCAAGAAGUUGAUCUUUGCUGUGAAGUACUGAAGAUUCUUUUCAAUCUUACCAUGUCUCUCAAGAUGAAAUCAUUAGAUGAGGAAGAAGACGGACACCUGAUGCGUCUGAUUAGUGUGUUGAGAGAGUUAUUGUUAUGUAAAACAGAAUCAAAUGACCGCAAAGAAGAACUGGUCAGCCACACUGUGAACUUGUUAACCAACGUACCUGCCACCAGUUACGAGCAACUCCUCACACCAUUGACCGAUAGCGGUGCUGACUCUGUAACUAAAGACAAUGAGACUGAAGGUAAAAAUAUGGAAAGUAUUGUAGUUCUGCUUAAUUUCCUGCAUCAGCGAUUAAGGAAAGUUUCACGGGAACAAGACAAAGACAUCCAGAAUAUUGUAGAGCCUGCUCCUCACAACACAGAAACCAAACUCCAUUCUAAGCCCCCAUGCAGUAUGUCUGACAACUUGACCCCUAUACUACACUGUUUGUGUGAAGCCAGUCGUAAUAACAGAUCAAUCAGAAAAUUCUGUCGUCUUAAGGUUUUACCACCAAUGCGUGAUGAAGUCCGAAAUCUUCCUGAAGAAGGAGACACAUUAAGAAACAGAUUGUGUCAGCUCUUGACCUCUCUAAGUUCCAGUAUAAAACAUUUGGUGCCUGAUUUUCUGUUCACAUUGUGUAAAGAAAAUGUUGAUCGCAUGAUAAAGUAUACAGGUUAUGGGAACUGUGCUGGACUUCUUGCUGAGCGUGGCCUACUGAUGGGUGGACGUGGGAAAAUGGCCAGUUAUUCAAGUGAAUCUGAAGAUUCUGAAACUGAAGAAUAUUCAGAGUUAAGACCAAUGGUCAAUCCAGUAACUGGUCGUUGGGAGGAAGAGCGACCAAAAGCCAUAGACAACAUGAGUGAAGAACAGAAAGAGUACGAAGCUAUGAAAGCAGUUGACUUAAUUCACAAGUUGCACGAGAAAGGUGUGAUCCAGCCAGGUUGCUUGGGAUCGGAUGGAAGACCAACCCCCAUAUCGCAUAUCCUGCAACUGACUGAGAAUAUUAAGAUUGCUCCGGAAGCUUCCUCUGAUUCUGAUUGAACACAUUCGAUUCUUCUUUACUUUGAAAGGAGACGAAAAAAAGACGAAAAUUACAGCAACAACAAUACCGACAAAAAUAAUAAUAAUAAUAAUGAUGAU
Molecule: messenger RNA, 2320 nt
Organism: Octopus sinensis (East Asian common octopus)
Lineage: Eukaryota; Metazoa; Mollusca; Cephalopoda; Octopoda; Octopodidae
Product: synembryn-A-like
Exons: 15
Coding region: 479-2221 (580 amino acids)
Biological process (GO): G protein-coupled receptor signaling pathway
Cellular component (GO): cytoplasm
Molecular function (GO): guanyl-nucleotide exchange factor activity; G-protein alpha-subunit binding
Source: RefSeq, a predicted model, not a curated record